Molecule: messenger RNA, 666 nt
Organism: Acanthosepion pharaonis
Lineage: Eukaryota; Metazoa; Mollusca; Cephalopoda; Sepiida; Sepiidae
Source: the annotation of a GenBank genome assembly
AUGUAUCUAGACCAUUUACUGGGGAUCUGUAUACGAUCACACGCUUAUAAAGUUCCUGCAUCGCUAGAAAGUGCUAUUAUCUAUCUAUCUAUCUAUCUAUCUAUCUAUCUAUCUAUCUAUCUAUCUAUCUAUUUCUGUUCAUAUCUAUCUCAUUCAUUUCAUAUCUAUCUAUCUAUCUAUCUAUCUAUCUAUCUAUCUAUCUAUCUAUUUCUGUUCAUAUCUAUCUCAUUCAUUUCAUAUCUAUCUAUCUAUCUAUCUAUCUAUCUAUCUAUCUAUCUAUCUAUCUAUCUAUCUCAGUCUGUUUAUAUCUAUCUAUCUAUCUAUCUAUCUAUCUAUUUCUGUUCAUAUCUAUCUCAUUCAUUUCAUAUCUAUCUAUCUAUCUAUCUAUCUAUCUAUCUAUCUAUCUAUCUAUCUAUCUAUUUCUGUUCAUAUCUAUCUCAUUCAUUUCAUAUCUAUCUAAUUCUGUUCAUAUCUAUCUCAUUCUUUUUAUAUCUAUCUAUCUAUCUAUCUAUCUAUCUAUCUAUCUAUCUAUCUAUCUAUCUAUAUGUCUAUCUAUCUAUCUAUCUAAUUCUGUUCAUAUCUGUCUCAUUCUGUCCAUAUCUAUCUAUCUAUCUAUCUAUCUAUCUAUCUAUCUCAUUCUUUUCAUAUCUAUUUAUCUAUCUAUAA